CUAGAAGUGGGAGGUGUUAGGCGGGCAGGCAGGCCUACCUGUUGCACAGAUGAAGGUCAGUGACAAACACAGGUAGAAAGGACAGAAGAAGAACAGAGGGGGAAGAAUCAAGGUGUUUCUAAUGUGGCGUCACCAUGGUCUGACCACUGCUCCGCAACUAAACGCCUGGAUGUGAAAAAGGAUUCACCUACCUGGUGACACCUGCACUCUCCACUCUUCUGUUGCCCUGAGUCCGAUGGCAAAGCGAAAUGACCCGAACGAUCCCCCUCCUCCUUACUACCCGAUUACUGUGCACACGUUGCCCCCCCUCAAGCCCUACGACGAUGUAGUAUAUGGGGUGGGGCCCGGCCUGACACCCCCCAACCAUCCACAGUACAUCCCCCAGUAUUCACCGCCUGUGGCUGUUCCACCAGUCUCACACUCAGGGAAGCCCGGCAGCCAUAAGAAGAGGAGAUGCUGUGAGAAUAAUGCCCAGUUUUACGGAGGGUCAGGGGGAGUUUUCCUGGUGCUCGCUCUGCUGGCACUGGGCAUCUGGCUUGGAGUCCGUUUCGGCACCAGGCUGGCGACCGCAUCGAGCCUGUUCGAUGACGACGAUCAUUACGAAGAAGAUCUCUCUUUACCUAAGUACGACACCUGCCCCAACAAUACUGUCUACUGUGAUGGAAAGAGAGACUGUCAACUGGGUAGCGACGAAACAAACUGUGUGACAUUUGGUAACGACAAUCGUCUGCUGGUCAAAACAGCUCAAGAUGGCCGCUUCCUACCAGUGUGCUACAGCGGCUGGGACCAGAGCUACGCUGAACAAACCUGUGCUCAGCUAGGUCUCAGAAAACACUUUUUCACCGAAGCAUUGAAAUCUCAGGAGUCCAGAGCUCUAGAAUUGACCGAAAAAGCACCGUUGCCUAUCCAGAGUCUGGUGAAUGUCAGUUCUUCCUGUCCCAAACAGCAGAUCGUUUCCCUGCAGUGUGUGGACUGUGGUAAGCAGCAGUCUACAUCCCGGAUCAUCGGAGGCACUGCAGCCAAGACAGGUCAGUGGCCUUGGCAGUUGUCGCUCCACUUCAGACAAUCCCAUGUCUGCGGCGCAGUCCUGAUCUCCCCGGAUUUUUUGCUGACCGCUGCCCACUGCUUCCCGCGAAGCAACUCAGAGACUCUCUUAGCGAAGAACUGGAAAGUGUAUGCUGGAACGGUGUCUCUGAACAGUCUGCCUACGGCUUAUAAGGUGAAGAGGAUCCUGCUCAACCAGAACUACAACAACCGGACUAACGACUUAGAUGUUGCUCUGAUCAAACUUAAAUCUCCAGUUGUUUUCAGCAAAAAAGUACAACCAGUUUGUCUACCAAAAGUUGGCCAGACAUUUCCCCAAGGAACCAAAUGCUGGACCACUGGCUUUGGCGCCACUGCAGUAGGAUCAGCUGUCUCUGAUGAUCUGAUGGAGGUGAUGGUGGACAUCAUUGAUAGACAAGUGUGUAACAGACCCGGUGUGUAUGGAGGCAGUGUGACCAGAAACAUGCUCUGUGCUGGUAAACUGGAGGGAGGCAAGGAUUCCUGUCAGGGGGACAGUGGUGGACCUCUGGUCUGUGAUUCUGACGGCCAUUGGUACCUGAUGGGGAUCACGAGUUGGGGGUCUGGCUGUGGAGAUAGAAACAAGCCCGGAGUUUAUACCGAUGUCAAAAGUGUUCUUCCCUGGAUCUAUAGCCAGAUGCAGCAAGAGAGGCCGUGAUGUCCGCCCUUCACCGAGGAACCCUGCACUAUGAAGUCGUCUCAGGGAGAUGGACGGACUAAGGCCCAACAGUCCACUUACAUCCCAUCAUACCUCAGAAAAUUGCAACCAUAGAAAUCAGUCCCUUAAAUAUGCCAAAUUUUUGCUAUAAUGCUAUACAAUGUGGGGGGGAAAUAUCCUGAAUUUAACCCCUUUCGCUGAAAAUGUAACGGGUUCUUUCUUAGUCUGUGUCCCAUCCUUCCGAGUUUAAUGCAAAACAAUGGACUUGGGUGAAAAGGUGUCCUCCCUGGCUGAGGAAAUGAAUUGAUGAUGAGACGCUGUAGACAGGAAGGCAGAUGAAGGGGUUGGGGGGAGAAGCAACAUGGCGAAAUGCAGAAGCUCAACACAGGACUUAAAUUUUUCUCCAUUUUCUACACUCAUUCUCCAUCACACAACUGUCCUGUGUACCGCCUGACCGUGAUUAUCAUUGCACACCAUAAUCCAUACAAUGACACCCUUUUCUUCAUUCCUUCUUCCUCCUGUCUCUUGGUGUCUCUAUGUUUACCUACAGUACGUGUUCAGUGGAACCUAAGGAUGGCUGGACCUUCUGUCCCAUGCUCUGUGCCAAUGAAGCUGUCCACUGCACUGUGAUCUCCAAAGCUGGUGUGAUAAUGAUACGCUUUGCAAAAUGAUCCAUGAUUGUAGAGGUGUGUUCUCCCUCCUCGGGGACACAGCUCCUGUCUCUUAUUUGUUAACUGUUGUUUACCACACUAAAAAAAAAAAUUAAAACUGACACUUUAUGCAUUCACUUGAAAAGAAAGAAAGCAGUGUGACCCUCGAACCUGUCUUUAAUAGGCUGGCGCUCACACUGUGAAUUUAAUUUCAGAAAUUGUUCUUUUAUGUUGUAUGUCAAUGUGUGUGGGUGUGUGUCGUCUGUGUCGUAUGUAUGUGGAGUUGCCAAUUUGUCACUCGGAAACGUCUAUUUGUCUAAUGUAUGGGAUCAAUGAGUUUUUAACACUGAGCAUUAAAAAAAAAGAAUAAAGAUGAAGGAAAUUCUUGAUAA
Molecule: messenger RNA, 2762 nt
Organism: Pleuronectes platessa (European plaice)
Lineage: Eukaryota; Metazoa; Chordata; Actinopteri; Pleuronectiformes; Pleuronectidae
Gene: tmprss13a
Product: transmembrane serine protease 13a
Exons: 13
Coding region: 236-1720 (494 amino acids)
Biological process (GO): proteolysis
Cellular component (GO): membrane
Molecular function (GO): serine-type endopeptidase activity; protein binding
Source: RefSeq, a predicted model, not a curated record